Molecule: messenger RNA, 2622 nt
Organism: Mya arenaria
Lineage: Eukaryota; Metazoa; Mollusca; Bivalvia; Myida; Myidae
Product: fibropellin-1-like
Exons: 25
Coding region: 1-2622 (873 amino acids)
Biological process (GO): Notch signaling pathway
Molecular function (GO): calcium ion binding; Notch binding
Source: RefSeq, a predicted model, not a curated record
AUGAUUGUCGUCAACUUGAUGCAGGCCCCAGUGAUGUUAAUGUAUAUUGACGAAUGUGCAUCAAACCCUUGCCAGAAUGGAGCAACCUGUGCAGACGCGGUUAACAGAUACAGCUGUGAAUGUGCAGUGGGUUAUACCGGCGACAAAUGUGAAACAAAUAUUGAGGAGUGUUCGUCAAAUCCUUGCCAGAAUGAAGCAACCUGUUUAGACGCAGUUAACGGGUACAACUGUGAAUGUGCAGUGGGUUAUACUGGCGACAAAUGUGCAACAAAUAUUAACGAGUGUUCAUCAAACCCUUGCCAGAAUGGAGCAACCUGUGUUGACGCAGUUAACAGAUACAACUGUGAAUGUGCAGUGGGUUAUACCGGCGACAAAUGUGAAACAAAUAUUGACGAGUGUUCAUCAAACCCUUGCCAGAAUGGAGCAACCUGUGUUAACGCAGUUAACAGAUACAGCUGUGAAUGUGCAGUGGGUUAUACCGGCGACAAAUGUGAAACAAAUAUUGACGAGUGUUCAUCAAACCCUUGCCAGAAUGGAGCAACCUGUGUUGACGCAGUUAACAGAUACAACUGCGAAUGUGCAGUGGGCUAUACCGGCGACACAUGUGAAACAAAUAUUGACGAGUGUUCAUCAAACCCUUGCCAGAAUGGAGCAACCUGUGUUAACGCAGUUAACAGAUACAGCUGUGAAUGUGCAGUGGGUUAUACCGGCGACAAAUGUGAAACAAAUAUUGACGAGUGUGCAUCAAAUCCUUGCCAGAAUGGAGCAACCUGUGUUAACGCAGUUAACAGAUACAACUGUGAAUGUGCUUUGGGUUAUACCGGCGACAAAUGUGAAACAAAUAUUGACGAGUGUUCAUCAAACCCUUGCCAGAAUGGAGCAAUCUGUGUAGACGCGGUUAACGGAUACAACUGUGAAUGUGCUGUGGGUUAUACCGGCGACAAAUGUGAAACAAAUAUUGACGAGUGUUCAUCAAAUCCUUGCCAUAAUGGAGCAACCUGUGUAGACGCGGUUAACGGAUACAACUGUGAAUGUGCAGUGGGUUAUACCGGCGACAAAUGUGAAACAAAUAUUGACGAGUGUUCAUCAAACCCUUGCCAGAAUGGAGCAACCUGUGCAGACGCGGUUAACAGAUACAGCUGUGAAUGUGCAGUGGGUUAUACUGGCGACAAAUGUGAAACAAAUAUUGACGAGUGUGCAUCAAAUCCUUGCCAGAAUGGAGCAACCUGUGUUAACGCAGUUAACAGAUACAGCUGUGAAUGUGCUUUGGGUUAUACCGGCGACAAAUGUGAAACAAAUAUUGACGAGUGUUCAUCAAACCCUUGCCAGAAUGGAGCAACCUGUGCAGACGCGGUUAACAGAUACAGCUGUGAAUGUGCAGUGGGUUAUACCGGCGACAAAUGUGAAACAAAUAUUGACGAGUGUUCAUCAAACCCUUGCCAGAAUGGAGCAACCUGUGUUGACGCGGUUAACAGAUACAACUGUGAAUGUGCAGUGGGUUAUACCGGCGACAAAUGUGAAACAAAUAUUGACGAGUGUUCAUCAAAUCCUUGCCAUAAUGGAGCAACCUGUGCAGACGCGGUUUACAGAUACAACUGUGAAUGUGCAGUGGGUUAUACCGGCGACAAAUGUGCAACAAAUAUUGACGAGUGUUCAUCAAACCCUUGCCAGAAUGGAGCAACCUGUGUUGACGCGGUUAACGGAUACAACUGUGAAUGUGCAGUGGGUUAUACCGGCGACAAAUGUGAAACAAAUAUUGACGAGUGUUCAUCAAACCCUUGCCAGAAUGGAGCAACCUGUGUAGACUCGGUUAACAGAUACAGCUGUGAAUGUGCAGUGGGUUAUACCGGUGACAAAUGUGAAACAAGCGAUGUUGAAGGUAUUAAGCUGGAUAUCACCGUGAACAUCCCUAGAGAAGACUUAAGACAGGUUGAUUUUGACGAUCAUGCAACUUUCGUUAAGUGGGCCACAGAUGUUAAAGAAGAGAUUAAAAAGAAAUAUAGUCAGAGCAUGAACAGCCAUCUUAAAGACAUUUUAAUUCAUAGCUUGUCAAAGGGAAGCUUACUAGUGAACUUGACUAUCUUUAAAGCUAAAGGCUUUGAAUCGGCACAACAAUUUUCAGCCGCAACAAUUGCAUUGACGCAUGGUGAUUUAACAGUAAAUGGAUUAACUGGAAACGUAACUGCUCUAAUAGUUGGAAAAACAUCAAUUAUCGUAAAAGCAGAUGAUGAUAUAAUGCGUUGUAACUUAUUUCUCCUCGGCGGCGGAUAUUGUGACGACAAAUAUGAAUGCACGGUCGUAGAAUCAAAGCCUGUGUGUAAAAGGCACAAUGAAGAGCCUGCCGGUGGUGUCCAGAUGGUGGUCGUUGUUAGUUUAGGAAUAGGGAUAACUGUUGGUUUGUUCAUCUUAGUUGGAACAAUUACCUGCUGUAUGAUUCGGGCAAGGAAACAACGCUCAAAGAAACAAAGAAAUGAGAUGUUUGAUGCUCCAAUGAAUCCAGACAGAGGGGCUCACAACGCUGUGUACUCCGUGAACAGUAUUGAUGCACCGGAUGCGUCGAAUCAGUCCAAUGGGAACAUAAUGGAUAACAGACGGCAUGAAUAUGAGGGAAUCGUGUAUUAG